AUGGCUGAAAACAAACGACUUUUACAUGAAAUCAAGUGUUUAUUUGAAUUGAAAACACAUUUAAUUAUAAUUCACUCAAAAUAUGAAACACUUAUCGAUUGUGAAGACAAACAAGACUUCAGACUAUUGUCGCUACGAUUGGAUCAAUUGAGUGACAAACAAACGGAUCAAACAAUUGGAUCACAAAAAUGUGGACAAAAAAGAGGGCGAAAGAGGAUAAAGACGUCACAAAAAGUGAUAAAACGAGAAAACAAUGAUUUGACGGAUAAAGUGGUCAUCAAUGAAGACUCGGAUGAGAGGAAACCAAUCAUAGACUCAGAUAUGGUGUCAACGAAAGCCAAGACAUCGGGCGCUAAACGAUUAAAAUCAAAAUUGAGGCCAAAGUUUGGUUAUAAGCCGAAGACAUCGAAGACAUAUCGUCGCUGCGAUUACGAGGGCUGCGACUAUCGGUGCUUAUCUGAACAGCAAUUGUCUUACCAUAAGAUAACACACGACACGAGCGGACAGUCAGAGCCGGCGGUCAGAUAUGUGGAGCGUCGCAAAGACCUGUACCGGCGGUGCUAUGACUUGACCACCGAUUGCUUUGUAUGCGAUAUAUGCGACCCAAUGCCCGACCAGAAGUCCUACAAGACUUUCCACUCGUUAAGAGUGCACAUGAAUUACGUGCACACGAGUCGUAACGUUGUCUGCGAUUAUGCCGAUUGCGGGAAACUCUUCAAAUCGUUGGGCACAAUGAGAUCGCACUACAGGUGUGUCCACAGCGACGACAAGCCGUUUAAGUGUCCGCACAAUGACUGUCGACAACAAUAUAUAAGUCAGAGCCAACUGGACAUACAUUUGUCGGUUCACACGACGGAACGGCAGUUCCCGUGCGGUGUCGGCGACUGUCCGAAGGCCUACAAGACGUUGGGCGCGCUUCAGAACCACCAACGCGUCCAUAACAGGGAGCCCACAAUCAAGUGCACUGUCGAGGGCUGUCCGCAACGGUUCCAUAAAUAUGGACGACUGAAUAAACACCGGGAGACAGAGCACGGGUGGCCUCGACGGGUGCGACUGCCGCUACCGCUGAUCAACUGUCAGUGGCCGGGAUGUGACUUCACCACCAAACGUAACACAUGUCUUAAACUGCAUCAAAACACACACACCGGUGAGCGGCCGUAUGUCUGCGAUUGGCCCGAAUGUGGCAAAGGGUUCGCCCGACCCGACGGCCUGAAGGACCACAAGAAUAUCCACAACAAUGUCAAGCCUUACGGCUGUCAUUGGCCCGGAUGUCAGUACCGCAGCGGCAAUACUGGCAAUGCGUAUAAACACUAUAAACAAGUGCAUCUAAAGUUACCAUGA
Messenger RNA from Medioppia subpectinata, 1341 nucleotides. NCBI's taxonomy places the organism in Eukaryota, Metazoa, Arthropoda, Arachnida, Sarcoptiformes, Oppiidae. The record is from the annotation of a GenBank genome assembly.